GUACGUAUUGUACGUAUUAUUCACAUAUUGGAUAACAAAUCAUUUUGAGUUUAUUAUUAUUUUGUAAUGAUGACACACACUAGAAUAUGAUGAAUCAGUAUUGAUAUCUACAUCAUCGAUACUCGUUUUUGUUUUAUUAUCUCAAAUGAAAACAAUGCCAUUAUACAAUGAUUGAAUAGUUAUCAUUUUCAUCAUUACUUACAUUGAUGUAUUGUUAAAAAUGUUUCCUAUGAUAUUAUUCUUUAACAGUUAAUAUUGUCAUCAAAAGUAUUAUGAAUGCUAAUUUCAAUUUAUUUAACCUAAAAUGUUGUAUUAUGCAAUAGUUCUUAUUCAAAGGUUCCAUAGACCAGUUUCAUUUUAAUCAGGAAAUUUAAAACGGACGCAAUAAAACUAUAAAAAUAAGUUUGAGAAAGAAAGUAAGAAAGAAAAAAUAAACUACAAGACAAUUUGUAUGAUCAAUUACUAAUUCAUAUUGGAAUUUCAAAUAUUAAAAAAAAUGAAAGUUGAAUUUGCUUUACCUUCAGCUCUUCAAUAUGGUGAUUGUAUUGAAGUGAAUGGAAAAGCCGGUAACAACAAGUUUUCAAUCGACUUAAUCUCUGAUUAUUUAGCUUUUGACCCAACUAUACUGAGUGAACAAGAUAGAACUGAUGAAUGUGAACUGCCAAUUGUUGAAACACAACCAUUGCAAAUAUUAAUAGAAACAACUGGUAGCUGGGAUAUUAAUGCUAAUUCACCAGAGACUAGUACGUCAUCACAUGGCAGUUCAGCGAAACGAUUUGGUUUUCGUGCCAAUGAAAAUUUUGUAUGCAGAGUUGUCAUUAAAACUGAAUAUUAUGUUGUUUAUCUAAACGAUAUGAUGUUAUCGAACUCUGAACACUUAGUUCCUGUAGGCUCUAUUAACGGUUUUGCAAUCGAUGGUGACUCAGCCAUUUCAACUAUAUUAUUUGGUGACUUAAAUGCCAUUGAAAAAUACAAUUCUAAACAUAUCGUACAACAUGUUCAGUCAAACAAUCCAAAAAUUAUUGAAUGUCGACUAACGUCUGAUGACUUAUUAGCUACUGUUUUAUUCAACGAUAGUGAAGAACAUUCAGAAACUUACGAUGACUUCAGUGAUAACCAUGUUAAGAAUAAUAAUAUCAAAAUCAAUGUUUUUACUGGUGUUGAACAUAACACUAAACAAGAUGAUAUUUCCAAUGGGGAAUUUACAAUUAAAGAGAAUCAUUUAGAUAGAGAAGAAACAUUGGAAGAUACAUGUACACAAAAUUUAAAAACAGGAAAUACCGGUUUUUUGUGCAAUGCAUCAAAUUUACUUCACUCUAACAGUGAAUUAAUAAGUCAGUGUCAUGACAAUAAUACAAACAAUUUUGUAAUUAAUAAUAACAAUCAAAAGUUAAGCAAUUCUAGCAAACUAAUUAGAGCUUCAUCAUAUCAAUUAGUAUUUGAUGUAGACAGUGAUUCAAAUGAAGAAAUAGACCGAAACGAUGAAGUAAAUGAAACAUCAAUAAAAACUGUUAAUCUAUCUUUAUUCAAUCAGACAAGAGCUAAAAGUAUUCAAAAUCUAUUUCAUUUUCAUCAUAAUCAUUAUGAUAAUUUUGAUCAUAUAAAUAAAUUUAUUCAUGAAUCACAACUAUUAAUAUCCGAAGAUCAAGGCAAUAACAUUGAUCGUUUAAAAGAUACACUAAAUAUCUCAAUGAAUAAUUUAAUAUGUCAGAACAAAUCACUAGAAUCAAAAGAUUUUAAUGAAGUGAGUGACUCAAAUCAAUUAUCUGGAAAAUUUCCAACAUCACAACUAUUAGGACUGGUAAGAGAAGAAUUUGAAUUGGAUCAAAAUAAUGAAGGCAAUUUAGAAAGUAUUCAAACUAAUAGGAGCAAGUUAAAACAAGAAAAUCCGGUUGUUAAAAAUACAAAUGGAGUAUCUUGUCAUAUGGAUUAUAUGUCUAAUUUUGUUAAAUCAAUAAACAAUUUAACAGAAGAUAGAUCAGAACUAACUGGAAGUACAAUGUUGAAUGGUGAAAAAAUAAAUGUAGUAAGUAAUCGAACAAGCGAAACUAUGAAUUUAUUAGAUAAUCAAGAUCAUAAAGAACAUAUUAUGCCAAAAGAAUUAAACAGUAUGACAUGUGAGUCAAAAAUACCCGUAUUCAGAAAUAAUUCAUCCAAUAAACAUACACCUAGUUUAAUAACUAAUGGAUUACAAGAAGUCAAAUUUAAACCUUUAAAAUCAGCCCGUAAAGGCAGAUUUCAUCCACACGAAACUGAUUCAAAUCCAGAUGACUGUUCAGUUUUAUCCUGCUCAGAUAAACAAGGACUAAUCCAUUCUAGAAUUCCACAACCCUUAUGUUUAAUACCUAAUAGUAAUAGCAGUAAUAAUAUAGAUAAGUCACAUAAUGGUAGUCAACAAUUACCAAUAAAUGAAUCGUCGAUAAAACCUGAUUGCAACAAAUAUCCAACCAAUAAGCAUUCUAUUAAUGGUAUGUCAAAAUCAGAAGUUCAAAAUGAUUCAAUUGCGAAGCUUAAUACCAAUAAAAAUAUAAUUAAUCGAAAUCCAUUAAAAUCAAGUCAGUCUGUUAAUAAUCGAAAAUCUUAUCCAUUAUUAAGUAAUGAUAUGAAAUCAUUUAGUAACCCGGUGAAAAAUGGCACUGAUUCUGUAAAAGCAUCCUCAAUGAACAAAUCACCGACAAAAUUCACAUCUUUAUCGUCAUCAUCUUUGUCAUCUCCAUCAUCACAACCAUCAACAACGUCGUCCUCUUUAUCAUCAUUGUCAACAAAACUAUGCUCGAAUUCAGUUGCAAAACCAUUAUUACGUUCAAAUGGAUUAAAAAGUCGAAAACAGAAACUCAUUGAAACCAAUAAUAAAUCAACAAAUGAUCGACAACAAGAAAGUUUAAUGAAUGAAAAUCUUGCUAAAAUCGAUUCGACAACAAAAUUCACGUCUACAAAUGAUAUAUCAUUGAGUUCAAUUUCAACUGAUCGAAAACAGAAAGAUUAUUUGAAUGUAUUCAAUCAAUCAAUAAGUCAACAGUGUAAGUUAACUAACCAAGUCAAUUCAACAACCACAAAAUUCAAGGAAAGGGAUCAGUCAGUACUAUCUAACGGACUACUACCUUGUUUAAAUGAUAAAGAACUGAUAAAUUGUACACAACCAUUAUGUGAAAAUAAGUAUAUUUUAAACAAGGUCAGUAAUAAUUCUACCACUACUGAUAAUAAUAAAAUGGACAAAUUUAAAGAUUGCGUAAAACAAGAAAACGGAUUGCACAAUGAAUAUUUAACAUUGAAUGAUCAAUCCAAUGUAAAUCACAAUCAUGAUUCUAGAAAUGAUGUAAAAAAGCAUUUAAAUGGUAACAUGAUAACGAUGAAAUCAAAAUUAACAGGGAUUGAUGAGAUUAACAAUUCAAAUAAUUUACAAUCUAUUCAAAAUAAUUAUACAGACAACACUAGUAUUCAUAUUCAUGAUGAGAUGACGUUAAAUGUGAAAGAAAAUAAUGAUAAUUAUUUGCCUGCUUCAAUAAUAUCAUCAUGUACACAGUCAAUGACCAAUUCAAUCACAAACACGCCGGGAAUAUCUAAGACGUCAACAAUAUUGACCGAAUCAACAACAAAUGGUGGUUUAUGCUGUGAGAAAAAUAAAAAUUCUAAAAAAUUUAUACAAUCCCCUAAAAAAUGGUUAACCCCACAAACAAGUCUACAGAGAGAAAACAAACAAACGAUAUAAAUGUUAGAAGCGCCCUAUUUUUUGUACAAAAGAAAAGUUGAUGAUAAUAAUGACAUAAUAGAAAUAAACAAAAAGGAAGAAUAAAAAUGUCAAUCAAUAAAUAAACAAAAAUUCCGAAAUAUUUCAAUAAGAAUCAACUUAGAAGUCAGAAUAUCAUAAAACCAUUUAUGAUAUUGAAACUUUUAAUACGAAACUCAUUUUAUAUAUCUAUAUAUUUUACCAAAUGAUGACAAUAGUAAUAAUAAUAAUAAUAAUAUGAGAUUUGAAAAGUGUCAUUAUUUUUGUUUGAAACUAUAAACAACAAUUUAUUUCACACACUCAUUCAUCAUUCAUUCAAGUUUAUUUUUUAUUAAUCAACCAAACUAGUAGAGAAGAAAGAAAGAAAAAACAUAUUUACACAAUCUCAUUAAUUUAUAAAAUUUCACUUUGUAUUUUCUAGUUGACAUUUUAAAGAAAGGCAAAUUUUUCGAUACAUAUUUUUCUAUGGAAGUUAAAAUUGAAUUUUCUAAAUAUUAAACAAGGAACACUCUAUAUAUAUAUAUAUAUAUAUAUAUAUAUAUAUAUAUAUAUAUAUAUAUAUAUAUAUACCAGCUAUUAUUCAGGAGACUCGAUUAACAUUGUUAAAUAUUCAGUUAGUUUUACAGGUUUAUAUUGUGAUUUGUAAGUGUAAUCAAAAGGAAUGUAAAGAUUUUCUUUUUACUACUUAUAAAAUUUAGACCUAAUAGAAUUACCUUUUAUAUUAUAAAUGUUAUAAAUAUUCAGUUUUAUAUUGUUUGUGAAUAAAAGUCUAUUC
Messenger RNA from Schistosoma haematobium, 4502 nucleotides. RefSeq lists its product as uncharacterized. Gene Ontology annotation, molecular function: carbohydrate binding. NCBI's taxonomy places the organism in Eukaryota, Metazoa, Platyhelminthes, Trematoda, Strigeidida, Schistosomatidae. The coding region runs from base 497 to 3709 and encodes 1070 amino acids. The transcript has 4 exons. The record is from RefSeq and is a predicted model, not a curated record.